Molecule: messenger RNA, 938 nt
Organism: Sinocyclocheilus rhinocerous
Lineage: Eukaryota; Metazoa; Chordata; Actinopteri; Cypriniformes; Cyprinidae
Product: AN1-type zinc finger protein 6-like
Exons: 4
Coding region: 162-500 (112 amino acids)
Molecular function (GO): DNA binding; zinc ion binding
Source: RefSeq, a predicted model, not a curated record
GUGUCAAAACUAACAAACAGGCUGUUUCUCGGUGGGGGAAGGGAAGCUGGACAACGCCGAGCACACUUCGCAAACAUUUUAAUAGUGCAAGCCAAUAAAGCAAGCUCUUCUAAUCCGGCGACAUCGAUAUAGUAAUCGUCCGGAGUGCGGAGGAGAGGGAUAUGGCUCAGGAGACCAAUCAGACACAAGUGCCUUUGCUCUGUUCUAAUGGUUGUGGGUUUUACGGGAACCCGCGUAAUAACGGCAUGUGCUCGGUGUGCUACAAAGACUCCUUGCAGCGGCAGAACAACAGCGGCAGGUCCAGCGAUUCAGUGUCUUCCAGCAUUAGCAGUAAAGGAGAAUCUAUGACUGUACAAUCGACGUCACAGCAUGAACAAAACAGUCAGUGUUUCUCAACAACAACACCAGCAGCAGCAGCAGCAGUUACACACAAAGACAGUGCUUCAGCAGCAGCUCAAUCAGGCCUGAAAGCACCAGGUAUGUUCCCUUUUUCACUUUGACCCGUUUAUGUCAUCCCCCACUCCAAAACCAGACACACAUUACAUGACACAGAAAGAGACAAACGCUCUGUCAAACUCCAUAGAAACAGCCAGUCAUCAUCUUCCAAAUGUGUCUAAUUGUUUGCUUUGAGACCAGGCCAAUAAGUGUUCAAAGUUCACUUGUCACAUUUGAUUAAAAGCUCUGUUUUCCAGGGCUAAACAGGCUUACAUUUGUAUGUCUGCUGAUUUUAUUGAUCAUAAGGCUCUUGUUUGUUAAUUAAUUGGUAGUGUAAGAUCUGAAGAACCUCAGACACUUUGAUCUUCUGAGAUAGAGACAAUACAAACACAGUGUAUUAACAUGCAGACAUCUGUUUCCACAUCUCACUGAGAGAUGAUUUCUCACGUACACUUUUCAUCCACUUCCUUCCCCUCACUCAGAAUGGUCAAUAGCAUAAUAUA